AUGACUGCCUACCCCGUCUACCGCGACGAGCCUCAGGCUCUCGAGCAGCAGCCCCCUGCCUACACCCCCUCGCCCACCAUCAGCCCCCGCUCGACCUUCAACAACAACACCGCCGACGCCGUCAACGCCGACGCCGCUCCCGCCACCAGGGAGCCCAGCACCUUUAACAAGAAGUUCCACUCCAUCACCAGCAAGGCCGGCUGGCCUCUCAACAAGGCUGCCAACGUCAUCGGCGCCGAGGGCUGGUGGCCCACCAGCAUGGAGAAGGAGUGCGGCAAGGCUGCUCGCAUCCUCCACUCCUUUACCAACUCUACAGAGCUCAAUGGUCAUGAGCCUCCCAAGCAGGAUGGCCCCAUGCACCCUACCGGCAUCACAAAGAAGUCCAUGGUCAAGAUCCCCGACAGUGUCCUCGAGAACUGCGCCGGCCUCGCCAUCUUCAACGUCAUCCGCGCCGGCGCCGUCCAUGCCUCCCUCGCCGCCGGCUCCGGCGUCGUCGUCGCUCGCCGCCCUGACGGCUCCUGGUCCCCCCCCUCGUCCUUUGUCGUCUCCACCCUCGGCGCCGGCUUCGCCAUCGGCCUCGACGUCUACGACUGCGUCUGCGUCCUCAACACGCCCGCCCAGGUCAACGCCUUUGCCAACCCGCGCGUCUCCCUCGGCGGCGACGCCUCCAUUGCCGUCGGCCCCGUCGGCGCCGGCGGCAGCGUCGAUGCCGCCGUCUCCAAGACGGCCCGCCCCAUGUGGAGUUACAUGAAGAGCCGCGGCCUCUGGGCCGGCGUCCAGAUUGACGGCACCAUCAUUGUCAGCCGCGCCGACGCCAACUCCGUCUUUUACAACGAGCGCGGCAUCACCGCCAAGAAGAUUCUCCGCGGCGACGUCGCCUGGCCCGAAAAGGGCAAGCCGCUCUUCGAGGUCUUGCGCGCCAUCGAGGGCCGCGCGGACUUUGACCGGAACGUUGUCCGGGAGGUCGGCCGCAUGGCCACGCCCGGAGACGCCGUCAUCAACGACAACUUGAAGCGCGACGCCACGGCCGAGGUCGAGCACCGCGAGCGGGAGAGCGGCGAGACGGUCCUCGACGAGAAGGAGAGGCUCGCCAAGAGCGGCUACUAG
This is a messenger RNA of Hirsutella rhossiliensis, 1107 nucleotides long. RefSeq names its product las17-binding protein actin regulator domain-containing protein. NCBI's taxonomy places the organism in Eukaryota, Fungi, Ascomycota, Sordariomycetes, Hypocreales, Ophiocordycipitaceae. Gene Ontology annotation, molecular function: phosphatidylinositol binding. The coding region runs from base 1 to 1107 and encodes 368 amino acids. The transcript is spliced from 2 exons. The record is from RefSeq and is a predicted model, not a curated record.